Messenger RNA from Dissoconium aciculare CBS 342.82, 798 nucleotides. RefSeq names its product NADP-dependent mannitol dehydrogenase. The transcript has a single exon. The record is from RefSeq and is a predicted model, not a curated record. Lineage: Eukaryota; Fungi; Ascomycota; Dothideomycetes; Mycosphaerellales; Dissoconiaceae. Bases 1 to 798 code for a protein of 265 amino acids. Gene Ontology annotation, molecular function: oxidoreductase activity, acting on NAD(P)H, oxygen as acceptor. Gene Ontology annotation, cellular component: intracellular anatomical structure.
AUGCCUGGUGUACCAAAAGCCGACAGCCUCUUGGAGCUCCUCUCCCUCAAGGGUAAGGUCGUCGUCGUCACUGGCGCUUCCGGUCCCAGAGGUAUGGGCAUUGAGGCUGCUCGCGGUUGCGCUGAGAUGGGCGCCGACGUGGCCAUCACCUACAGCUCUCGCGCCGAGGGCGGCAUCAAGAACGCCGAGGAGCUGGCCUCCAAGUACGGUGUCAAGGCCAAAGCUUACCAGUGCAAGAUCGACGACUACGAGAGCGUGCAAAAGCUCGUCAAGGAUGUCAUCGGCGAGUUCGGCAAGAUCGACGCCUUCAUCGCCAACGCCGGCGCCACCGCGGACGCUGGUGUGCUCGACGGCUCCGUCGAGGACUGGAACCACGUCAUCAACGUCGACCUCACUGGUACCUUCCACUGUGCCAAGGCUGUUGGCCACCACUUCAAGGAGCGUGGCACCGGCUCGCUCGUCAUCACCGCCUCCAUGUCUGGGCACAUCGCCAACUACCCGCAGGAGCAGACCUCAUACAACGUCGCUAAGGCCGGCUGCAUUCACCUGACUCGCUCGCUGGCCAACGAGUGGCGCGACUUUGCCCGUGUCAACUCCAUCUCGCCCGGCUACAUCGACACCGGUCUCUCCGACUUCGUGCCCAAGGAGACACAGAAGCUCUGGCACAGCAUGAUCCCGCUCGGCCGUGACGGCGAUGCCAAGGAGCUCAAGGGUGCUUACGUCUACCUUGUCUCUGACGCUUCGACUUACACCACCGGCGCCGACAUCGUCAUUGACGGUGGCUACACCUGCCGGUAG